AUGUCUGUUCGUACGAUUCUUGCAGAUACGCCCGAGCUAUUGCGACGUGCCUAUGAUUUGAGGCUCGAGGUGUUUACGGGGGAGCAGGGCUACGACCCAGAGGUAGACUCGUAUGACCGCGUAGCCGUGCCCAUGCUGCUUCAACACGAGGGUACGCAAGACGUUGUCGGCGUGAUACGUAUUCUCCCGGCGCCAUUGCCCAAGAUCAAGCACGAGUUCUACGCACGUUCAGAGCUAGUUUCCGAUGCUCUUCCUGGUACAGGCCGCUCAGAAGCCGAUAUGAAGGCUAGCUUCCUCGAGCACCAAGUAGUGCAAGAGGAUGAGCGCGGCGUGCGCUGGUACUCAGGAGCCAAGAUCGGACGACUGGCUGUGAAGCGUGAUUUUCGCGGCCAAGGAUAUGGCCGUAUCAUCUUGCGUGAUGCCGAAGAGUGGGUCAGGCGUACUGUACAGGAGAGUCAGACGGCUUCUGGCCGCUUCGGCGUCGCGUUCCAGCUCAGCUCCCAAGAGCCGGUGCGAGGCUUUUAUGAGGCAGAAGGCUACCGCAUUGUCGGCGAUGUAUACCUGGAGGAGGGACAACCGCACAUCCACUGUGAGAAGCGUGUCCUUGUCGGCGAGGUGUAG
Malassezia restricta is the source of this 621-nucleotide messenger RNA. RefSeq names its product acetyltransferase (GNAT) family. Gene Ontology annotation, molecular function: acyltransferase activity, transferring groups other than amino-acyl groups. The transcript has a single exon. NCBI's taxonomy places the organism in Eukaryota, Fungi, Basidiomycota, Malasseziomycetes, Malasseziales, Malasseziaceae. The record is from RefSeq and is a predicted model, not a curated record. Bases 1 to 621 code for a protein of 206 amino acids.